Messenger RNA from Naegleria fowleri, 1803 nucleotides. RefSeq lists its product as uncharacterized. The transcript has a single exon. The record is from RefSeq and is a predicted model, not a curated record. Lineage: Eukaryota; Heterolobosea; Eutetramitea; Acrasida; Naegleriidae. The coding region runs from base 1 to 1803 and encodes 600 amino acids.
AUGACAUCCACACCCAAAAAGCCAACACCCAAUACACCCAAGAAGAGCAACGCAGCCGAUGAGCAAGGCACAUCUUCUGAAAAUCAACAAAAAACUCCAAUGAAGAAUUCUCAAGUACAACAACAAUUUUCAAGUAGUACUACUACUCCAAAAUCUUCUCUUCAAAAAACUCCUGCAAAGAGCAACUCGGAGGGAAAUCCACCAUCCUCCAGAAAAAAGCAAAGAACACCUAUUGGUACUCCAAAAAACAUUCCUUUUGAUGACUCCAGUGAGUCUGAUCCAUAUGAUUCCUCUGAUGACGAAAAGGAUGUUGCUGUGGAGGCUUCAACCUCUUCAAGCCAAGCUACUGCUACUCCAAAGAAGGCUUCUCCUGCAUCAUUGACUGGCAAACGUACACCAAUCUCUGAACCAAAGAAUAUUCCAUUCGAUGACUCGAGCGACGAAGAUGGUGAUAGUGAAGAUGAUGAGGAUCCAAUUGCUGUGAGAGUUCAACAUACUGAAACACCAAGAAAGGUCACCGUUCCAGAAAAUAUGGACUCAACCAAAAAGGACGAACAAAAAACACCUUCCAAGGCUACCACUGAGUCCAGAGACACCAAUGCUUCCAAUCCACAACAGCAAACACCUUCCAAAAAUUCUCAUGUUGCCAAUCUUGUUCUUCCAACCACAACAGAAUCAAGUAGUGACGAAGAAGAGAAUGAACAAGCAAAAACUUCCAACAUUUCAACUCCAUCCAAGAAAAGUUCGGCUACUCCCACAAAACGUACUCCUAUCGGUACUCCAAAGCAUGUUCCACAUGGUGAUUCGAGCGAUGAUGAUGCUUCCAGCGAUUCGUCGGAUUCUGAGGAUGAGAAAGCCAAAGACAAUGAAGGUUCUAAGGUUGAGACAAAGAAGAAGGCUUCUCCUGCAUCAUUGACUGGCAAACGCACACCAAUUUCUGAACCAAAGAAUAUUCCAUUUGAGGAUUCAAGUGACGAAGAAAAUGGUAAUGAAAUGCAUGACGAAGAUGAUGAAGAACCUAUUGCUGUUAGGGUUGCCCAUACAGAGGAACCAAGAAAGGCUUUAAGGAGAAUUCAGCCAACUCAUGAACCCCCUGUGGCUCUUUCUACUCCAUUUGAGAUAGAUGAAGAAGAAAAAGUAGAAGAUGAAGAGGAAACUAUGAAGGAAUUAGCAGAAGAAGAGAGUGAACAAAACUCAAAGAAACGAUCUCUCAGCGAGGUUACAGAUGCAGUUGACACUGAACAAGAAUCCAAAAAGAAGAAGUACCAACACAGCCAAAAGGUUUCAUUCACGCCAAAAUUAAUGCUUAAUGUCUUGAAACAAACCUAUCCAAAUAUUAAUUUUGCAGAUAUAUCAUGCAAGCCAUACUAUUUCCAUGUCUUCUUCAACACUCAAAGAGAACGAUCCGAAUUUGGCAAUUUGCUGGGACUUGGAGAUAAAAGCUUGUUCUAUCCUUCAAACGAAGAGAGAAAGAGAGCAAAGGAAAAGAGAAGAAAGGAAAAGAAGGAAAAACCAGUCACCUCUGAAGACAAUCAAGAAACAGAAAAUGCCUCAGCAAGCUCUUCGCAAGAGAAACCAAAGACAGAAGCAAAGCCAAAGAAAAAUAACAACAAGCUCAAAAAGAAGAAACCAGCCUCCAAAGCCAGUACGAAACCAAAUCAAAACAAUAAGGUAACUAGUAAGACAACUCCAGAAUCAUCGGUGAACGACAACCAAAAAGCUGCUCCCAACACAAACCAACCACCCAAGAAGCUUGUAAUGAAGAAGGCUGCUGAUAACCUCAAGAACAAGAAUUGGAAAUAA